Messenger RNA from Dermatophagoides pteronyssinus (European house dust mite), 1721 nucleotides. RefSeq names its product CAAX prenyl protease 1 homolog. Gene Ontology annotation, molecular function: metalloendopeptidase activity. The record is from RefSeq and is a predicted model, not a curated record. Gene Ontology annotation, biological process: CAAX-box protein processing. Lineage: Eukaryota; Metazoa; Arthropoda; Arachnida; Sarcoptiformes; Pyroglyphidae.
CGCUGCAGCGCAACACUUCAACACUGACAAUUGAGAGAAAAAACCGUUGUAUAUGGAUCGUGUCAUUUUUCUUUGUUUCGAGUUUAAGUUUGUCAAUUUAUCAAAAUUAUUCAAUUGCCGGCUGGAUUUUCUAUAUUUUUUUCGAUUUUUUUUUGUUAAAUUUGGAAAUUUAUUGUAAUUUAAUGAAAUAGAAAAUGUUGGACGAAUUACUCGAUUGGUUUCGUCCAUAUUGGACACCGAUUAAUUUUUUUUAUUAUGCAUUGAUCUCGAAUGUAUUAAUUAGUCUUUGGGAUCUCUAUCUUCACUAUCGUCAGCACAGGAUUUAUAAAUCUCAGCAAAAACUACCCAUUGAUUUGGCACCUUAUAUGGAUGAGGAAAGCUUCAACAAAGCACGUCUUUAUAAUCUUGACAAAAGUUAUUUCGGUUUUUUUCGUGAAGUUUUUAGCAUUUUUCAAAAAGUGCUAAUUCUCUGGAUUUUGUUGGCUUCGAUCCUCUGGAAUUGGUCGACACAAAUAACUGAUAAAUAUCUUGGCUAUCAAAAUGAAGUCGUUUCGACCAUCGUGUUUUUCCUAUUACAAACCGCCAUAUCUGCAGUCAUUGAUUUUCCGUUUUCAUUGUACUCGAAUUUCGUCAUUGAAGAACGUCAUGGUUUCAAUAAAUAUACAAUCAAAUUUUUCCUUUGGGAUACGUUGAAAAAAUUUCUCGUAUUUCAACCGAUUAUAUCAUUGUUGGUCGGCGGUGCCACCUACAUCAUCAUACGUUAUGAAGAUCAAUUCUUUUUCUAUUUAUGGCUUUUUUCGAGUGGAACUGCCAUCAUUUUCAUGAUCAUUUAUCCAUCGUUGAUUGCACCGUUGUUCGAUAAAUAUACACCAUUGAAGGAAGGUUCUCUACGAAGCGAGAUCGAACGUUUAGCAAAUCAAAUCAAAUUUCCAUUGAAAAACAUUUUUGUCGUUGAUGGUUCAAAACGUUCCAGCCAUUCGAAUGCUUAUUUCUAUGGAUUUUUCAAAUCAAAACAGAUUGUCCUAUAUGACACAUUAUUCGAUAAAGAUUCACCAUAUUUUAAAAAGGAUCAACAAGAAGAAAAAACUGAAACAACAGAAGAAUCGGAAAAGGAAAAAAGUACGACUACCGAAACCAAGAAAACUAAUGAGAAAAAAGCAAGCGGAUGUACUGAGAAAGAAAUUGUGGCUAUCAUUUGUCAUGAAUUAGGCCAUUGGAAUCAUAAUCAUUUAUUCAAAAAUUUAGUUAUAUCAUUGUUUAAUUUAUUUUUCAUAUUCAAAAUAGCAUCAUUAUUCUAUAAUGAUACUGUAAUUUAUCAUGCAUUUGGUUUCUAUGGAGAAAAUAGACCACGUUUCAUUGGUCUUACUAUCAUUAUUGAGACCAUAUUUCUUCUAUAUUUUGAGAUUUACAACUUUAGCAUGAGCAUCAUUUGUCGUAAAUUUGAAUUUCAAGCUGACAAUUUUGCCAAAAAAUUAAAUUUCCGUACCGAAUUGAUUAAUGCAUUAAUCAAAUUGAACAAGGAUAAUCUCAGCUUCCCCGUUUAUGAUUGGCUAUAUUCUCUUUUGUUGCAUUCACAUCCACCGAUUUUGGAUCGUAUCAAUGCUUUACGAAAAAUUGAUGACAAAAUUGAUUGAUUGAAGAAAAAAAAUAUCACGAUUUGUUGUAUCAUCAUCAUCAACAUCAUUAAUGUCAAAAUUUAAAACUUUUUUUCUCAGUUUUUU